GAUCCUGCCUAUCCAGCGUGGGCCAGACCUGUGACCUGUCCCUGCCCUUCUAGCCGAGCCUCCUAGGGAACUUCCGGACACCUCCUGACAGAGGAACCUGCCCCCCCAGCAGCCAGGAUGGGGGAGUUCAGUGAGAAGGCGACAUGCGGAACCGUCUGCCUCAAGUACCUGCUCUUCACCUUCAACUGCUGCUUCUGGCUGGCUGGUCUGGCCGUUAUGGCAGUGGGUGUCUGGACGCUCGCCCUCAAGAGUGACUACAUCAGCUUGCUGGCCUCAGGCACCUACCUGGCCACAGCCUACAUCCUGGUGGUGGCCGGUGUCGUUGUCAUGGUGACCGGUGUUCUGGGCUGCUGUGCCACCUUCAAGGAACGGAGGAAACUGCUGCGCUUGUACUUCAUCCUGCUCCUCAUCAUCUUUCUGCUGGAGAUUAUUGCUGGCAUCCUGGCUUACAUCUACUACCAGCAGCUGAACACCGAGCUCAAGGAGAACCUGAAGGACACCAUGACCAAGCGGUACCACCAGCCGGGCCAUGAAGGCGUGACCAGUGCUGUGGACAAGCUGCAACAGGAGUUCCACUGCUGUGGCAGCAACAACUCCCAAGACUGGCGGGACAGUGAGUGGGUGCGCUCGGGCCAGGCCGGCGGCCGCGUGGUUCCCGACAGCUGCUGCAAGACCCUGGUGCCUGGCUGUGGGCAGCGGGACCACGCCUCCAACAUCUACAAGGUGGAGGGCGGCUGCAUCACCAAGCUGGAGACCUUCAUCCAGGAGCACCUGAGGGUCAUCGGGGCCGUGGGCGUUGGCAUUGGCUGCGUGCAGGUCUUCGGCAUGAUCUUCACGUGCUGCUUGUACAGGAGCCUGAAGCUGGAGCACUACUGA
Messenger RNA from Odobenus rosmarus divergens (Pacific walrus), 876 nucleotides. It is a transcript of the gene CD151, whose product is annotated as CD151 molecule (Raph blood group). The record is from RefSeq and is a predicted model, not a curated record. Lineage: Eukaryota; Metazoa; Chordata; Mammalia; Carnivora; Odobenidae. Gene Ontology annotation, cellular component: membrane. Bases 118 to 876 code for a protein of 252 amino acids. The transcript is spliced from 8 exons.